This is a messenger RNA of Mixia osmundae IAM 14324, 1524 nucleotides long. RefSeq lists its product as uncharacterized. Gene Ontology annotation, cellular component: GINS complex. Gene Ontology annotation, biological process: double-strand break repair via break-induced replication; DNA-templated DNA replication. The transcript has 7 exons. NCBI's taxonomy places the organism in Eukaryota, Fungi, Basidiomycota, Mixiomycetes, Mixiales, Mixiaceae. The record is from RefSeq and is a predicted model, not a curated record. Bases 393 to 1475 code for a protein of 360 amino acids.
GUGGGCGACGUUGGCGCUAUACCAGCGAUGAGGCGCAAGAGAGUUUGCUCUAAAUUGGUCUGACAUGCUCGGACAAGCUCGAUCGAGCCUUUGUGUAGCGCUUGCUCGACUGAAGCAAGCCAAGUGAGCAAGUAUAUCUCUCCUCGACCCGUGCUGACGGCUUGAGCCAAUUUGACCUGGUCAAGCACGAAAAUCGACCUGUCCAUAGCUAAGCCAUCAGUCUGAGGCUGCUCCACCAGCUUCAGACUGUCUGGUCGGCUCAUACCCGAGCUCCAAGGUGGGUGUAUGAUGAUGGCAGCGUAGGCCGUUGCAGCCAAAAAGCGCGUCCCUCGUGUGCGCGACGAGCCAGCAGUCAGUCGAUCCAGGUCCUCACAGCAGCGGCCCGUCGCAGCAUGCCAGGCUUCUUCGACGAUGAUGACGACGACGAACAGUCACCGAUCGUGCAGCCACCGCCGCCCGUGCCGCGAAGAAGUCCGCCUCGACAGAAUGGAGGCGCCAUAGCAGGACCGGGUCCUCGCUCACUUGCAGCAGCCGCUGCAGCUCAAAAGCCGUUGCCGAACGAGCUCGCUACGUCUCGCGGCUUCUUCGAUGAUGACGAGGAGCAGACGAGCAACGGCAGGACCGAGGCUUCGCCAGCAGGCACGCGACAUGUACCUAAUGGCAAAGCGGCGGCCCGGCAUAGGACAGAAUCUGAGGCUACCCAGCUGCCCCUAGAUGUCUCGGAGGGUUACCAAGCUAGUAGAGAGACUUCCAGAGUAACGCGCGACACGAAGCGGCAACGAAUGAGAAGUCGAGAUGAAAUCGCAGGCGGAGCUUUUGACCUGGAUCUUGACCUCACGUUCGCCGAAGAGGACGCCCUGCUCCUCGAUGAUACUCAGACCAACGAGAGUCAGAUAGAAACUCUGCGACGGCAUUGGCAGAACGAGCGGAUGGCACCAGAAGUCUUGCCGCAUCAGGAGGAUCUUGUCGACUCUUUGCUAGAGCAGAUAGAGCAACAGACGGAUGCGGUCAAUCUGCUCAAAGAUGGAGACUCGACGAGCGAAGAGCUCCACUUUCAGCUCAUGCUCGUCCAGACUGACAUGGAGCGCGUCAAAUGGCUUCUGCAGUCAUAUCUGCGUACUCGUAUGGACAAGAUUGAACGAUUUGCUCAGUAUCUGCUCGCCGACGCGGAAGCAAAGGCAAAGCUCACUUCCUUAGAAAGCGAAUACCUGACAAGAUACCAACGCAUGGUCGACAAGCUGAUGGUCAACAGCUUCGUGAAAGGACUGCCCGAACGCUUACAAGCCCUAGAUACCGAAGAGAUGGUCGAGCUGCCGGACAUGAGAUCGGGCAUCAUUUGCAUGGUCAGACGUGCUUGCGGACCCAUACAGCUCCCCAGUGGCGAAGAGCUGGACCUCGAACCGGAAUCUAUCCACCUGCUGCAGUAUCACGCUAUCAGGCCAUUACUUCUCAGGGGAGAUAUCAGGCUAGUGUAGCAGAUGCACGCAUGUAUAUAACAGUGGAUGUCAUCCCAUUUUCAGGCCG